AUGGCGGAGCUGGGGGACCCCCGGCAGAAGGAUUUCUGCUUCCCAAAGCUUGGACAGAUGGAGGAGGAGGCUGCGAGGAAGAGGAAGAUGCCGCAGGCCCCCCAGGCAGGAGAGGAGGAAGUCAGUGCCCCUUUGGGUCGGUCCUUUGUCUUUUGUGGCCGUCCUGCCGGGGCCGGAGUUGGGGGGAUGUCCUUGGGCUUCCCUGUGGGCCGGAGGCAAAUCCCCUACCUGUCCUUGUUGCUUCCUGCCCCAGGCCCCGAGGUGAGGCCGGAGAGCGCGGAGGACAAAUCCCGGCGGCAGAGCCUGGUGGGAGAGGCCGUUUUGAAGGGCUCCCCGGCACAGGAAGGCAGCGGGGAGGAAAAGGGCCGGAGAUGCCCCCGCAGGAGGGGCUCCAAAGCCAGCCCAGGGGGCUGUGAGGAGGAAAGAGCCAGCGUGUGCCGGGAAGGCGGCCGGAGCUUGAGGCGGAGCUGCGAGCUGGUGGUCCCUGAGCAGCCUCCCAGCAGGGAAAAGCCCUUCAGCUGCUUGGAAUGUAGGAAGAGCUUCAGCAGGAGCACUGACCACCUCAGCCACCAGAACAUCCACAGUGGGGAACGGCCCUACACGUGUGGGGAGUGUGGGAAGAGCUUCAAACGGAGCUCACACCUGUUCGGACACCAGGUGAUCCAUAGUAGAGAAAGGCCCUACACGUGUGGGGAGUGUGGGAAGAGCUUCAAACGGAGCUCCCACCUGCUCCGACACCAGAUGAUCCACAGCGGGGAACGGCCAUACACGUGUGGGGAGUGUGGGAAAAGCUUCAGGCACAGCUCCACACUCCGAACCCACCGUCGCAUCCACAGUGGGGAACAGCCCUACACCUGUGGGGAGUGUGGGAAGAGCUUCAAACGGAGCUCCCACCUCCUCAACCACCAGCACAUCCACAGUGGGGAACGGCCCUACACGUGUGGGGAGUGUGGGAAAAGCUUCAGGCACAGCUCCACACUCCGCACCCACCGUCGCAUCCACAGUGGGGAACAGCCCUACACCUGUGGGGAGUGUGGGAAGAGCUUCAAACGGAGCUCCCGCCUCCUCAGCCACCAGAUGAUCCACAGUGGGGAAAGGCCCUACAUGUGUGAGGAAUGUGGGAAGAGUUUCACUCAGAGCUCCAACCUGCUCCGACACCAGAUGAUCCACAGUGGGAAAGGCCCUACACGUGUGCAGAGUGUGGGAAGAGCUUCAGGGACAGCUCCAGCCUUUGCAAACACCGUUGCAUCCACACCAGGGAAUGGCCCUACAAGUGCUUGGAAUGUGGGAAGAGCUUCAGCACAAGCGCCAAGCUGCUCAACCACCAGCACAUCCACACUGGGGAACAGCCCGACACGUCCAGCACGGCUUCCCCAGAGGAAAGGCCUGCUGAUCACACCUGAGUUACUUUAUGACAACAUCACCCCCUGA
Pseudopipra pipra is the source of this 1431-nucleotide messenger RNA. Its product is annotated as zinc finger protein 391-like. Lineage: Eukaryota; Metazoa; Chordata; Aves; Passeriformes; Pipridae. Bases 1 to 1431 code for a protein of 476 amino acids. The transcript has 3 exons. Gene Ontology annotation, biological process: regulation of gene expression. The record is from RefSeq and is a predicted model, not a curated record. Gene Ontology annotation, cellular component: nucleus.